Chelmon rostratus (copperband butterflyfish) is the source of this 2700-nucleotide messenger RNA. Its product is annotated as prickle-like protein 2. NCBI's taxonomy places the organism in Eukaryota, Metazoa, Chordata, Actinopteri, Chaetodontiformes, Chaetodontidae. The coding region runs from base 16 to 2700 and encodes 894 amino acids. The transcript is spliced from 8 exons. The record is from RefSeq and is a predicted model, not a curated record. Gene Ontology annotation, molecular function: zinc ion binding.
CAUGUAGUGACAGCCAUGUCUCUGGAGAUGGAAAAGACCAUCACCAAGCUGAUGUACGACUUACAGAGGAACUCCACCUCUGAUGAUGACUCUGGAUGUGCACUGGAGGAAUACGUCUGGGUCCCCCCCGGCCUCAGUCCUGAGCAGGUGCAUCAGUAUUAUAACUCCUUACCAGAAGAGAAGGUCCCUUAUAUAAACAGCCCUGGAGAGAAAUAUCGCAUCAAACAACUGCUUCACCAGUUGCCACCACAUGACAAUGAGGUGCGUUACUGUAACGCUUUGGAUGAGGAGGAGAAACGAGAGCUUAAGCUCUUCAGCAAUCAGCGGAAGAAGGACAACUUGGGAAGAGGCAACGUCCGUCCUUUCCCCCUCACCAUCAAUGGGGCCAUUUGUGACAAGUGUGGUGGUCAGAUAAACGGUGGGGACAUCGUGGUGUUUGCUGCGAGGGCAGGUCACGGAAAAUGCUGGCACCCUUAUUGCUUUGUCUGCGGCAUGUGUGAGGAACUAUUGGUGGAUCUUAUCUACUUCUACCAGGAUGGCAAGAUCUACUGUGGCCGGCACCAUGCUGAGAGGCUGAAACCCCGCUGCUGUGCCUGUGAUGAGAUAAUCUUUGCUGAUGAAUGCACUGAGGCAGAGGGCAGGCACUGGCACAUGAAGCACUUCUGUUGCUACGAGUGCGAGACCACUCUCGGCGGCCAGCGCUACAUCAUGAAGGACGGACGGCCACACUGCUGCAACUGCUUCGAGUCCCUUUACGCAGAGUACUGUGACGCAUGUGGAGAACACAUAGGUAUCGACCAGGGUCAGAUGACGUAUGAUGGGCAGCACUGGCACGCAACUGAGGAAUGUUUUUGCUGUGCCCGCUGCAAGCGUUCUCUGCUGGGCCGCCCAUUCCUGCCAAAGCAGGGGCAGAUCUUCUGCUCACGGUCCUGCAGCGCUGGGCAGGAUCCUGAUGAGUCAGACUCCUCAGACUCUGCCUUCCAAAGCGCCCGUUCCCGUGAAUCCCGCCACAGCACCAAGAUUGGAAAAAAGGAGCGCAGGAAUGCUGAGCAGGAGCGGCGGAGUGCUGAGGCCCGCCAGUCAGCUCCCCCGCCGAUGCCCGAUCGUCUGUCUGCUGAAAGUGAUCCCCUUUCUGUUCAGAUGGACCGCUUAAGCCUCUCAUCAAGUCAGACCCCGAGCAGGACACCUAACCGCACACCCAGCCGCACUCCGAGCCGUGCCCCAAGCCUUAACCAGGUGUGGAUGAGCCGGGAUGACCCCUACGUCCCUGCUGCCUAUGAGGGCCCCCAGCGGGAACCCUCCCCAACACCAACACCUAUACAUCUGCUGGGUCAGUGUAAUCUCAGGCAGGGCUACAAUCCCAACGUAAAUGCUCAUCCUCCAGCUCAGAGUCCUGCUAACCCAGGGAAGAGGCCUGAUUCCUGGGGGAAGGAGCAAGGGAAUGCCAAGAGGACCCCUAUGGCUGCUCUGAGGGGCCACUCCUUCAAUGAAAACUGGACCCACCACGGCCAGGAUGAGUUCAGGCCCAACAAGCUACGCACCCAGAUGAGCUUCAAUGAGAUGUCUAGCCAGAACCAGGGCUUCUCUGACAAGAGGAGCAUCAGCUUGCAUGGAUUCCAGAGAGACGGCAGACCCCCCCUGACCAGGAGGAACCCCAUCAAUGCCAUGAGCUUCAAUGAGCCCCUCACUCCUCUAGAACAGACUCCUCGUGGAUCCAUGGACUCCCUUACUAUGUCCAAUGCCACAGGUAACUCUCUGGAUGGGGUCAGUAAGCGGCAGGAACAUUUGUCUAGGUUCUCCAUGCCCGACCUGAGUAAAGACUCGGGUGUGAAUGUGUCUGAAAAGAGCAACAUGGGCACCCUGAGCUCCUCAGUCCAGUUCCACAGCACAGAGUCACUGUCCUCCUCUCGUCCCUACAACAACAACAUGUACGCUCCUCUGAGAGUCGGCUACCCGCUGCAGUACUGGGAUGGCCCGCAGCCGCUGGGCUUCGACAGCAAAGGUCGUGUUGGUGUGAUGGGCAGCAGUGGUAACCUGCGGAUGGCUCCCAUGAGCGACAGAAUGCCCCGUCGACGCAUCAGUGGGCAGGAACCCUUGUCACAGCAACAGCAGCCACAACCAAGGCGCCGCAAACACCACCGUGGAAACCAUGGUAAUGGGCAGCACCGCAGUGGCCGCCACCACAAACGCUCUCGCCGCUCCCGCUCUGAUAAUGCCCUGCACCUGGUGGCAGACCGGCCUGCUCAGAUGGUAGAGCUGCCCUACCGUCGCGUCCAGGAGGACUACGAUCGCUUCCCUUCUGGUAGUGCUGCUCGGGAGUUGUUUGGUCUGGAGCCAGGCGGGUACAGGCAGCAGCCCCACCGGCCCUGCCCCCGCACCACCUCCGAUCUCACCCUGCAGAAUGCUGGCUGGCAGCCUGUAGGGCUGGGUGGGCCAUGCUGGGGAGAUGGCUACAUGGAGGCUGCUGACCCCUGGUGCUCCAGCUGCUCCUCUUCCUCUGAGUCUGAGGGAGAUGAAAGCUAUUUCCUGGGCGAGCCAAUCCCUCGGCCCGUGCAGCUUUGCUACAUCAACAACGAGGAGCUGCGCCAUCGCUACAGCCCCUCUGCGAUAGCUGGCCAUCACGGACCUCUGCAUGGACCGAUUCAUGGCCAGCUGCACACCCGGCAAAGGAGGAAGAGCAAAAACUGCAUAAUUUCCUAG